Molecule: messenger RNA, 1119 nt
Organism: Malania oleifera
Lineage: Eukaryota; Viridiplantae; Streptophyta; Magnoliopsida; Santalales; Ximeniaceae
Product: delta(3,5)-Delta(2,4)-dienoyl-CoA isomerase, peroxisomal
Exons: 2
Coding region: 123-950 (275 amino acids)
Cellular component (GO): peroxisome
Molecular function (GO): delta(3,5)-delta(2,4)-dienoyl-CoA isomerase activity
Source: RefSeq, a predicted model, not a curated record
CAAUUUGCAUGACCGCUUUGGUCAGCUUUUAUAAUUUGUGAAUUCUCAGACAUAAUCGCAUUCAUCUCUCUCUCUCAAAUUUCCAUUCCCUGUCUUUCAUUUUCCGAUCUCCGGCGAUCACAAUGGAGACCUACAAAACCAUAGAAAUCGUCCAGAAAAACCCUACCUCUCCAGUCUUCCAUCUCUAUCUAAGCGGUCCAUCUUUUCGCAACGCUCUGCCUCGCGACUUCUUCUCUGAGUUCCCCAAAGCCCUCGCCUCCCUCGACCAAAACCCCGAUGCUGCCGUCAUAAUCCUGGCCGGAAACGGCGGCCACUUCUGCACCGGUAUUGACCUCAAAGCCCUGAGCUCCACCUCGUCGCAGGCCGACUCUGACGACUCCGGUCGCACCAAUGAGCGACUUCGGCGUGACAUCAAGUUCCUGCAGGCCGCCGUCACGGCUAUAGAGCAGUGCCGGAAACCGGUGAUCGCCGCCAUCCACGGCGGCUGUAUUGGCGCCGGGGUUGAUAUAGUGACGGCCUGUGACAUAAGGUACUGUUCGCAGGACGCGUUCUUCUCGGUGAAGGAGGUCGAUCUGGCGAUCACCGCCGAUCUCGGGACUCUUCAGAGGUUGCCAGGAAUCGUCGGGUACGGUCACGCUAUGGAACUGGCUUUGACGGCACGGACGUUUAAGGCGGCAGAAGCAAAGGCGUUGGGUCUGGUUUCUAGGGUUUUUGGAUCGAAGCAGGAGAUGGAUGAGGGGGUGAGAGUCGUCGCGGAGGGGAUUGCUGCCAAGUCUCCUCUUGCUGUCACUGGGACAAAGGCUGUACUACAAAGAAGCAGGGACAUGAGUGUGGACCAAGCAUUGGAUUAUGUUGCGACUUGGAACUCCGCCACACUUCUAUCCAGCGAUCUAACAGAGGCUGUGUCUGCUCACUUGAAGAAGAGGAAGCCUGCUUUUGCCAAACUCUGAUACUGUAAGUGAAUGUAGCUUUCAAACUUGUGCUGGCCCAUUGUUUAUUUGUUAAAUAAUGCUCGUGGGCUUGGGCUGUGCUCCUUUGGUUUGGAAACCUUAAACCACCCUCUGUUGUAAUAAACAGUCUGCAUCAAAACAUAUAAAUAUAAAUAUAAAUAUAUAAAUA